Mandrillus leucophaeus (drill) is the source of this 918-nucleotide messenger RNA. RefSeq names its product olfactory receptor 4A15-like. The record is from RefSeq and is a predicted model, not a curated record. Gene Ontology annotation, molecular function: G protein-coupled receptor activity; olfactory receptor activity. Gene Ontology annotation, cellular component: membrane. NCBI's taxonomy places the organism in Eukaryota, Metazoa, Chordata, Mammalia, Primates, Cercopithecidae. Gene Ontology annotation, biological process: G protein-coupled receptor signaling pathway. The transcript has a single exon. The coding region runs from base 1 to 918 and encodes 305 amino acids.
AUGGAACAAAGGAACAAUGUGACUGAGUUUGUCCUUGUGGGGCUCACUCAGAGCCCUCAGGGACAGAAAAUAUUAUUUGUUGUGUUCUUGCUCAUCUACAUUGUGACAAUGGUAGGCAACAUACUCAUUGCUGUGACUGUGGUGGUCAGCCCAAGUUUGGAUACCCCUAUGUACUUCUUCCUUGGCUAUUUAUCAUUUAUGGAUGCCAUUUAUUCUACUACAGUUACCCCAAAUAUGAUUAUAGACUUACUCUAUGAGAAGAAAACCAUCUCAUUUCAAGCUUGCAUGACCCAGCUUUUUAUAGGACACUUAUUUGGGGGUGCUGAGAUUUUACUCCUGGUUGUCAUGGCCUAUGACCGCUACGUGGCCAUCUGCAAACCCCUGCAUUAUUUGACCAUCAUGAACCAAAGGGUGUGCAUUCUACUGCUGCUGUUGGCCUGGGCUGGAGGUUUCUUGCAUGCUGUAGUUCAUCCUCUUUUUGUGUAUAACCUUCCCUUCUGUGGCCCCAAUGUCAUUGACCAUUUCAUCUGUGACAUGUACCCUUUAUUAAAACUUGCCUGCACUGACACCUACAUUAUUGGCCUUACUGUGGUUGCCAAUGAUGGGGCAAUCUGUGUGGUCAUCUUUACGCUCUUACUCAUCUCCUAUGGGGUCAUUCUGCACUCCCUGAAGAGUCUUAGUCAGGAAGGGAGGCACAAAGCCUUAUCCACCUGUGUCUCCCACAUCACUGUAGUGAUCUUCUUCUUUGUCCCUUGUAUUUUCAUGUAUGUGAGACCUCCUUCGACCUUGCCCAUUGAUAAAUCCUUGACUGUGUUUUACACUGUUAUCACCCCUGUGUUGAACCCUCUAAUCUAUACCUUAAGAAAUGCAGAGAUGAAAAAUGCUAUAAAGAAGCUCUGGACCAGAAAAAGAAAAUGA